Molecule: messenger RNA, 5695 nt
Organism: Magallana angulata
Lineage: Eukaryota; Metazoa; Mollusca; Bivalvia; Ostreida; Ostreidae
Product: coiled-coil domain-containing protein 18-like
Exons: 30
Coding region: 332-5152 (1606 amino acids)
Source: RefSeq, a predicted model, not a curated record
AUUUCAUCCAAUGAAAAGAAGCGGCGGCUAGCAGAAUACAUUUUUGUUUACAAAAAGUAUUUACUAAAUGGUGCAAGAUGACAAAUAUUUGACAGCAACUUAUUUAAGCUUAUGGCCAUUUAGUAACAGAAGUUGAUUUACUCUACGUAGACAAAAUUCGAUAUGCUCUGAUUUUAUUUUGCAUUAAAAGUGAUAAGCGAUGCGAGCCCAGUCAUGUUUUGGUAAGGCAUGGGUUAAUUUGAAUAUAAACAAUACCCCUUGCUUCCUGCCAAAAUGGUAUUUCAUGAUUUGAUAGAUGUCCAAUUAGACAAUAUUAUUCAUUUUGGUGACCAUGGAGGACUAUGAACCGCAGGAAUUGCUUAUGCAAAAUGUUCAGGACAUUAGAAAACGAUUAUUGGACACUGAAAGGAACUUAAAGAAACUAUCAAAGAUUGAGAAGAAGGGGAAUUAUGAUGAUUCGGAUCUGGAAUCUAUUUCAACACUGAACAGUUUGCCUGUGACUGAAAGGCUUGUCGUAACAAUGGAUGAUUUAAUGAGGAACCCUCAUCAUCAUGAUGUUUCUUGUGACAAGGACAGUAUUAAGUCUGGACUAGCCACCCUACCAGAGUCUUCUUAUGCUGGAUUUGAACGCAUUCAGCAUGCAUCCAGCACCCCUAAUAAACCACAGCAGGCAUUUAGUCGCCUAGACAGACAUGAUAGAGUUCAGUUCAUGGAGAGAGGCUCUCAACAGGAGUCGGGAGAAAUCCGGUAUCUAAAAGAGGCAAACAAAAAACUGCUCCAACAAAACCAUAAACUUCUAGGGGAGAUGGAACGAUAUAGUGAUGAAUUAAAUGCUGCCAGAUCUAAGGUACAAGAACUAAGUACUGAGUUGGAUGAAUAUCGUCAAAGUGUGCCUGACCUGGAGGAUAGGAUUGUUGGACUGCAAGCAGAAACUGACUCCCAAGACAAGGCAUUAAGAGAGGCUGAAGAAAGAUACGAGAAAAUAGAAAGACAAAAUGCUGAUUAUCAACUGCAAAUUAAGCAGAAUAAACAGGAAAUAGAGGAUCUCCAAUCAGAUUUAAAUGAUGAGAGGAAAAAAAGAAAGGGGGCUGAAGUUCAGAGGGACGAGGCUUUGCAGAAUUUCAUUGAUGCUCAGGAGACCUUAGAAGAUUACCAAAGGAAAGCAAAAGAUAAAACCAGAAAGUUGGAGAACAAUGAAGAUUACCUGAGAGACAGUCUUGGAGAGGCCAACCAGGAACGAGAGGAUCUACUGGAAAGAAUCUCUCUUCUUCAAGCAAAACUCAAAAGUCAGAAUGAAGAGAUAAGGAGACUGGAGCUGUUGGAACAUGUAGAGCUGGAUAGCAGAAGAGAUCUAGAGAAACAGAAUGCAGAACUUAAAUCAUCACUAGCCAAAAACACAUCAAAACUUAGCAAACUUGAAACCGAAUCUUUAACGGUGGAAAGUCUGAAGCGGGAGAAUAGUCGACUACAGAGCCAAGUUGACCAUCAGAGGGAGCAGCUGUCUGUGUGUCAGCAGGAGAUUGAGGAGAGUCGGACCAUGCUGUCCCAGCUAGAACAGCUCGCACAGCAGGUCCAAAACCAGAACAAAUCACAAAAUAGGGGAGCGAGCUUCAAUGACAGUGGUGUAUACAGUGUUAGUGUGCGAGCUGUUGCAGACUCCUCCAAAAGCCAGUCACAUGACAUGGGAUCUGCUACAUUUUAUCGGUCCGCCGGGGCAGAAUACGGAGCCAGCGAACAAGUAUCUGCAGCCUCAGGGGGGGCCAGGGCCAUUUUGCAGGAUCUCAGGAUGCAGCUUGCGAUGAAGGAUGCAGAGAUUCAGCGUCUACAGUCUUGUCUGCAAUCUCAGGAGGCCAGCAGUCAGACCAUGCUGAUAGAGAGCCUGCGUCAGGAGCUGACCAGCAUGCUGGAGAAUAAGCAUCAAGGUGCCCACAAAGUCCAGGAACUUGAGAUGCUAGUGUCUCAGUAUGAAGCUGACAAGUCUCGACUCGCUGGGGAAAUAGCCGAGUUAAAGCGAGAGAUCGGGGAUAAGGAGACUCAGAACACAUCGUUUGAGAACAGAAUCACUCAAAGAAACUCACAGCUGAUUGAGUUACAGGAACAGAUCAAUCACAAGUGUACUGAGAUUAGCAACCUUGAGAGAGAGGUGAGGAAAAAAUCUUCUCAAAUAAAUCAAUUGGAGGAGCAACUGGAUGAAAAAUCCAUUGAGUUUUCCAACUGUGUGUCCAGGGUCAAACAAUUGGAGCAUGACGUGACCUUCAGGGAUGAAGAAAUAACCAGGAUUCAAGUGGAGCUGAAGGAGAAACAGCAAGCCCUGCAGCAGCUCAGAACCAGUACAGAUAGGAACCAGCAACUACACCAAGAACAGUGUAAAGACUAUGAAAAACAGAUAGAAAUACUUCAAAAGGAAAUGGAGAGCAAAUCCUCUGUGUAUCAAGAAAAUUCCAGUCAACUGUCUCACCAUAGAAGAGAACUUGAUGAAAAAAAUUCACAGCUUAAGAAAUUACAAAAAGAACUCGAUAGAACAAAAGAGGAGUUAGAGGUACAAACCCAGCAGAGUCGGUUUGCCAUUCGACAGCUGGAGACCCAGGCUCAUGAAGGGACAUCUCAGAUGAAGCAGCUCGAGAUGGCACUACUUCAGUGCAAGGAAGAAAUCAAGACCUAUCUCGGGGCCCUGGAAGAAUCUCGAGACAAGUAUGACCGAGAUAUCAGGCACAAGGAAGAAAUGGUAAUUAUUGAGGAUAACCCUGACAUUAACACUACCUCCACCUGGCGUAUAUAUCAUGUGAACAAAAUGGAAAGACAUAUAAAGCAGAUCCAGAAGGCUUUAGAAGAAAAAUAUCAAGAAAACAUUGACUUGGAGAAAACAGUGUUUGAACAUCAAACUAUGCUACAACAAAGCACAACCAGAAUAGCGGAGUUAGAAGACAUCCAAUCAGAGCUAGGGAAACAGGUCUCAAAGUUGGAACACCAGCUGCUGACACAGAAAGCUCAGUCCAUGACAGAAUCUCAGAUGACAGAGAAGAAACUCAAACAAGCCUGUGAAGAUCUGGAACACCGCACAGUGACCAUCAACAAGCUUACCGACGCCCUCAGGGAGUUAGAAGUGGAGAAGAAGAACAUGAAUGAAGAGAUCAACAUGUUGGAGCAGCAGCUUCAGGACGAACAGGAAGCGAGCGAUGACAAAACCAAGCGGAUGUCUAAACUGGAGAAAGACAUCCGAGAUCUCCGUGUACAGCUGGAGCAGAAAAUAGAGAUAGUAAAUGAUUAUGAAGACCAAAUUCAAAAGAAAACACAGGACAUGGACCAGCAAGUGCAACUGGUCAGUGACCUUGACAGUGAGGUUAAAAGGUUACAGGUGGUCCAAAAACAAGCAAUGGAACAAAGUGAGGACACAGAAAUGAAGCUCCAAAAGGUCAUUCGUGAGGACAAGGCCAAGGAGGAGAUGAUUGAGGAUAUGAAGGACACCCUCAGAAAAACUCAGGAAGAAUUGAAUGAGAAACGUCAUGAAGCCUACAAACUCUCAGAGGCACUGGAAGACAGACAGAGGGAGCUACAACAAAGAACGAUGCAGGUCACUGAAUUGAGCAAUACAGUGAAAGAGCAGCAUGCAGAGAUGAAGCAAAGAAUCAUGACCCUAGAAAGCUCCCUCAAGAAAUAUGAAAUGGAAAUCCAGGAGCGUACUAAGCAGAUUGCGGAGCUUGAUGACAGACUUCAGCAGACCCAGUCAGAGCUGGGAGAGAUGACCCUCCAGUAUCAGCACGCCGACCAGCUGUGUAAAAAACAGAACCUGGAGCUACAGGCAAAGACAGCCAAGCUACAGGAGCUGGAAAAGACAGUGGAAAGGCAGCACAUGAAAAUGGAGGAACAAAAAGACGAGAAUGUGGAAGUCACUCAGGAGCUGAGACUGACCAGAGAGCAGCUUCAGCAACAGCACUCAGAAUUUAUGUCCACGAGACGUCAGCUAGCUCAGGUGAACAGGGAGAAUGAGCGUCUCAGUCGAGAUGUGGAGGAAAUAAAUAUGGUCAAAGAGACAAAAGAAACAGAUACAGCUCGUCUUGAGGAGGAGCUGGGAGCCACUAAAGCUCGCGAGGUACAAGCUGAAACUCGAUUGAAAACAGAAAUACGCCUCAGAAAUGAGGAAAUGGAAAGAGUCAGGGAAGAGCAUCAAAUUUUGGUGGAUGAACUACAGCGCUCCAUCAGCCACAUCAGUGAAGACAAGGAGCGUGUGGAGAGAGACCUGGAGAAGAAGAUGAUCCAGAUCAAGGAGCUGGAGAUCCACUACCAAGCCCAGUUUGACCUCCUCCAGAAGGAGCUGGAGAAUAUCCAGGAGGAGAUGAUAGCCAAGAAAGAGCUGGCCUCAGUGGCCAAUGAAUCACUCAUUAUCAAGGAUUCUGAAAUAGCUAGAUUAAGGACUAAAAUCUCUGGACUAGAGAGAACAAUCGCCUCAUUGAAUAUGUCUCUGAACAACAAUACAGACUCUGUGUAUCAUAGCUCAAUGAUUGGUGGAGCUGAAGUGGUUAAGCGCAGACACGGGUCAGAAAAUGCGAGCGAGGUUGAUUCACAAGAGUCCCGAAGUGCACCUGUGUCACCCGCUGCACGACGGAAAAUCCUUAGGGAACCAUAUUCAACAGCAGGAAAACUGCACGGAGAAUUCCAGGAACCUGAAGAUGAAACUGCCCUUUACCUGCUGCCAGUGCCAAAAGAUAGUAAAUCUAUGGAAUCAAAACGGACUCAACAAGUGCAUUUCAAAGAUGGUGAUGUUGAUGAUGAUUUCGAUGAAGUGUUAAACGAAGAAGAAGACAAAUGGAGGAAAAGUAAAUUGGGGAUGAACAAUGGAAUGAAUAAAAGUCCACUGAAGAGUAAAGGUGUACCUAGACUUAGUAAAAAAAUGAACUCUAAAGAUUCUCAGAAUUUGGCAGCACAGAAAGGACGAGGAAGGAAAUCUGACCACUUACCUGGAGAAUUUGAGAUAGAGCCCUUGACCGCUGUCAGAAUGUACAAGAGUCCACACUUCACAGGCCAUGGUGUGACAGACACAGAUUCUGCUCAAGGAAUUUAUGAACUACAGGAGAGAUUACGAGCCAAUGAACUGAGACAACAGCUGAUCGACCAACAACUCAAGAACCUGGAUGAUGGGGCUGUCCAUUCCUAGCUGUUAGCAGUGUAGUAUGGCAUCAAGUUUACCAAAGACUUCUUCAUCAUAACAAGACAGACUAAUGCUUUGACCCAGCCCUCUGUCUGGGCAUUAAAUUAUUCUCUGAACAAAACAAUCAUUAACAACAAAGAUUGGUAUCCCUAUUAAAUAAAUGAGAUUUCUAUACUUUUAUGUCAGUGCUUUUCAUUGAAAUCCAUGUUGUGAUCAAUUUGAAAAAAUGUGCUUUAAAGAAAACUGGUAUUUUUACAUAUAUAUGAAGAUUAAAUGCUAGAGAAGUUGCCAUAUAUGUAUGUACUUAUAGAAACCCAUGCUAUCAUGUAUGAAAAGAUGAAGUCACACACAGUGUAAUUGAUAGUGUUGGUGCACCUUUUCAUUUUGCAGCAUUUCAUUGUGAUCUGAGAACUGAGUUAGCUCUUUUAUACAUGUAUUUGAUUUUAUUGCACUACUGUCUACCUGUAUUUGUAUCAGCUAUAGAGAGUUUAUUUAUUGUUGAAAUUUAUUUUACAUGUAUGCCAAGAAUACAAAUAAUUUUACUAGUCA